CCAAGGUCAAAGUAUUAUAAGAUGGCGGCUUUUCUGGGUCUCGGAAAGACAAUGGUGUGAUAAUGGUAAAGCUGCUACAAAACAGGCGAUUGACGCCAUGAUUUAAGCAUUUAGGGAGAAAAUCGUAUUUAAAAUGUGUUUAAUUCAUUUGGAAUUUUAUUCUUAGCGUAAGUUGAUGGCUAAAUUUGGGGUAGUUUUGACUUUCUUAUACCUAGCACUUGCUGGAUUGGUCUACCCCAAACUUCGCAAAGCACCAUCAGUCUUGAUGUUUCUUUUCAAUGGACAUCGUUUAGAGUUAAGACCAUGUGCUAAUGCCUAGUGCAUUUUUGUCACUUUCAUCUUCGAUGGCAUCGAGAAGAACAAAUGUAUACAACACAAAAGGUAGCAAUGAGAAAUAUUGGACAGCAAUAUUUGAUUAUGAAGCCAAAAGAGAGGAUGAGUUGACGCUUAGGAAAGGUUGUCAGGUGGAGGUCCUGUCCUACGACUCUCACAUCUCUGGAGAUGAGGGGUGGUGGACUGGUCGUGUCGGCAACAGUGUCGGCAUUUUCCCCAGUAACUUUGUCACCAACAACCUCAAUUUUAGCUUUCCUGAGGAAAAAAUUAUCCCAGAUCGACCAUUUGAAAUUGACUUUAAUGAACUACAAUUGGAAGAAGUGAUUGGCAUUGGAGGGUUUGGUAAAGUUUAUAGAGGUUUAUGGAAAAGAGAAGAGGUUGCUGUCAAAGCAGCCAGACACGACCCUGAUGAACCCGUUAGUGCAACCAUUGAAAGUGUUAGACAAGAAGCCAAAGUGUUUUGGUUGUUAAAUCAUGUUAAUAUUGCUUCUUUAAAAGGAGUGUGCUUGAAAGAACCCAAUUUAUGUCUUGUGAUAGAAUAUGCUGCUGGUGGAUCUUUAAAUCGUGUUUUAUGUGGUCGGAGAAUUCCUCCAGAAAUAUUGGUGCAGUGGGCCAUUCAGAUAGCAAGGGGUAUGCACUAUCUCCACGAAGAAUCUCCAAUACCUUUGGUGCAUCGCGAUCUGAAGUCAAGCAAUAUCUUAUUAAAGGAGAAGAUUGAAAAUGAUAACCUGCAAAACAAAACCCUCAAGAUCACUGACUUUGGCUUGGCACGAGAGGUCUCCAAAACAACCAGGAUGAGUGCAGCAGGGACCUAUGCGUGGAUGGCUCCUGAGGUCAUAAAGACCUCCACCUACUCCAAAAGCAGUGAUGUUUGGAGUUAUGGUGUUGUUCUCUGGGAACUGUUGACAGGAGAGACCCCCUAUAAGGGGAUAGAUGCCCUAGGGGUAGCCUAUGGAGUUGCUGUCAACAAGCUGACCCUCCCUAUUCCUUCCACAUGUCCAGGACUUUUUGCACAACUCAUGUCAGAUUGCUGGCAUCAGGAGUCUCAUCAGAGACCCACUUUCGCAGAAAUCCUUCGCCGGUUGGAUGAAAUUUCAACCUCCCCAUUUAUGACUACCCCUCAAGAAAGUUUCCACACUAUGCAAGAGGACUGGAGGCUGGAAAUUGAGGAAAUGUUCAAUGAGCUUAGGAGUAAAGAAAAGGAACUGAGGAGUAGGGAGGAAGAGCUCACAAAGGAAGCCCUCAAACAGAAGAAGGUGGAGGAAUUCCUGUAUAAAAGAGAACAGGAGUUAAAGGAAAGGGAGAUAGAACUUGUAGAAAGAGAACUUAAUAUCAUGAUUCUUCAGCAAAUCAUGGGCAACCCCAAACCCAGGACCAGGAAGGGGAAGUUUAAAAAGAGCCGCCUUAAACUCCUCAAGUCAGGCGGCUCUUCAAUCAGUGAACCUUCUGAUUUUCGACACAACAUCACAGUGAAGCAUGAAGUUCCUGUAACGAAUCAUAACCCAUCGAGUCCUGACAGCCCACCUCAGUCUCCAACAUACACUCCAUCCAGACUGAGGGCAAUAGCUUAUCCAGCAGAUGGAGUGAAAGGUCGAACAUGGGGACCAAGUUCUGUUAAAAAUGAACGGCACCAAAGAACAUCAGUCAUUUUUGCAGAUGGACGUUGGUCUAAAAGUGCUCCAAACUUAGAACGAUCUCUAAAGAAUUUAGGACAUUCCAAUUCAGGAGCACUUAACUCUCUAUAUGGUGAUGAAAAUGAGUGGCCAACAGAUUUGUCAGAAAUCAAGAAUAGGAACAUUCCAUACUGCAGUGCUGAUUUUUCGCGACUUGUGAAAAAAUCAGAAAGUAAAACAGAGACGGCUUUGUUCAAUAUAACAGCCAUGAUGGUUGGGAUUGUGACCGGUUGUGAUAUUAAAACUCUUGGUCCUCUUGCAUCAAAGGAGGAGGCAAAGAAUCGUAGAAAGCGAGAUUCAUAUGUCAUGAAAGGCAGGGACGCUUACAAUGCAGCAGUGCGUGAUUCUUUUCUAGACAGUGAGGACUAUCUUUCGAGUCAUUUCACUUCUCCUUCAGGGUAUCCACACCAUACGUACCAUGGCUAUCAAGUUCGUCAUAGACCUGCUUUAAAUUUGGAUGUGCCAAUAAGAUUUACUGAGGAACAGAAUAUUCCAAAUUAUUCUCAGACUUCUUCUACUUUUCAAUCUACAAGUACAAUAGAUUCGGAUGUAACAGUUCAACGGAGAUCACUAUAUGAUAGCAAUGCCAGCACACUAGUGUCAAGCUCCCUAAGUCACACCACACUGAAAAGACAGUCAUCUGACAGCAGUACCAGUAAUUAUGAUACCCCACGUACCUCCCGAAACCUGCAAAGACACUCUGUCACUUUUGAAGAUGAGUACCCUAGCAACUACAAAUCAUACAACACUCAGAACAAACAGUCUCCCCCAAAUACCUCAAAUUUCUAUUUGGAUUCUGACUCCCAAAGUCAUCUCAUCCAGCCAGAGAUCAAUAACCCCUGGGGUAAUGGAGCCCCGCCAAGGCCUCCACCAUAUGUCAGUGAUGUACCACCCCCUGUUGUGCCUAGGGACUACCAUUCCAGGCAGCAGGAGGAUUCAGAACCACCUCCCCCCAUACCCCCGAGGAGGAAAUUUAUCAAUCUAAAUGGGGAUACCCAUGCAGAGAGACCAAAGACUCUGGACAUUGGGCCCCGUAACAGACCUCGCCUUCCACCUCCUCCCCCAAUCCCCACCCCACAACAAAAUGACUCUCAAGACUCCCCCUCUCACUGGUUAGAAAAAAGUGAAAGUUUAGACACGCCUUAUUAUUCCACCCGGUCAAGUUUAUCCCCAGGGCAUACACCCCCUCAUAUCACCCACCACACCACCCUCCUGGACAUUGAUGUGGAUGGACAGAGCACUGAUAGCACAAGGCCUCUUUUACGACAAAAUGCAAAACAUAUCUUUGAAUUUGGUCAGGAAAUGUUGUAUUAAUUUUUAUUUUAUCAGGACACAAAAAUUAUGAAGAUAAGGAUUUUUUUUUUCCAUUAAAGCAAUAAAAAGACAACCAUUUCAACCAGAAUCUAAAAAGUGAGAAAGAAAAAAAUUUUCUUCUACAGUAUUUUAAUAUUAUGUACAUUUAUUGAGAGAAUGUGUAAGGUAAAUGUGCUUUAUUUAAGUAAAGCAUUUACGUGCAUUAUGAAAAAAAUCACUCAAAUGAGUGUAAGAGUAUGUUCAGAAUAUUUAGAAUUUAGAAAUAUUUUGUCUCUGUUGUACAUUUCUAUUUUGUAAAUAUAAAAUAGUUUAAAAUAUGAUAUUUUUACCUGUUUUAUUUAUCAAAAGUGUGUAUUCAUCUUCCAUUUUGUUGUGUUUUGUUUACAGAAAGUUUUAUACCCAUGAAGUUAUAUAUAUCCAGUAUGUGUAGAGGUGUAGAAUCUAUUGUGAAAUGUGAUACAUAUUUAAAAUCCAAAGUACAUGUAUAAAUAAACAUUGUAUAGAAUUGUCUGAUGCAUAGAUAUUACAUGUAGGUAAGAAUUUAUUUCAUAUCAAAUUGACGAUAUCAGUUCCAUAGGCAAAAUUGAUUUAAAAUGCCAAUCAUAUAGAGUAUUUUAAAAAGGAAAACAUUUUCUUUUAAAGAAAAUAUUUGGUGAAUUAUCCAUACUAUUGUGCCAUGGAAAAUUUUACGAUAUUUUUUACAUUUUAUAUCAGAAGUUUGUGUUUAAACUUACAAAUCUCUUGGUUAUAGGUAGGAUUUUUUUUUUAUAAACAUGGAUUUUUAUAAGGUUGAAUAUUAGCAUGUCUUUGGAGGAGACAAAAAGCCAUAUUUUUGAAAUGUGCCUGUGUUUUUGGAGAAAAAGACUCAUCUUUAUUUAGUAAAACCAUUAAGAUCAUUAUAUGCAAACUUGAAAUACGCAGAUAUGCCAAAAAUAUAUUCUCAGACUACGUAAGCAUCUGGUAAUGUUGAAAAGCAAUAUUUCCUUUUUCAUCAGAAUGUUUGAAUGUAACUGUGAGGUUGAAAUACAAAACUUGAAGUUAAAAAAAUGGGUAGAGUAUACGUAUAGGGUAUAGGAUAAAAGAGUGAGACGAAAUGUCUAAUAUCAUGAUCAUAUUUCUCAAUAAUGAAGUGCUAUAUUUCUUAAAAUUUUAUUUCAAAGAGUGGAAAAUGGGAAAAAACAUUUUAUUUCAUGAAGAUGUAUGAAGAUACUUUGUUUAAGUAAUGUAUAAAUUUUUCUCAUGGUGAUUUUCAUUUUUCUGAACAAAAUCUGUUUUUGCUCCAUUUCAAAGCUAAAGAUUUUCUUUCCCUUCUGUGAAUACAUAGAUUAAUUUCACUAUUUUAUCAUUUUCAUUGCCAUAAAUAUAGGAAAAAAUAAAACCACAAGGAAAAAUGAGACAUUUCAGUAAAAAAAAAACCAAAUUGGUUAGUUUCUUUUUAGCUUGUAAUUAGGUGUAAUGUAAUGACUGUAUAAAAGUUUAAAGUAAACCCCUUUAUCAGCAGAUUUUUUUUUACGUUACCUGCCCCUGUGCUGUAUAUAGGGUUAUUUUCGCCCCUUGUUACGUUCAUCCUAUCGCACUCGUAAACGAUUUUGCCCCAUUAUAAAUUCACCCACACACGGGUUUUCUAAAAUGAUGGCUCUUUUAAAGUCACCACUUGUGACUGGGGCAAAAGGGCGAAAAUAAAAAGGGGACGAAGUUUUCCCUGUAUACAGUAGAUGCAAACAGAAUUUAACAUUGACCCUGCAUGUGAUGGAAUCUCUUCAGUUUUCUUUUGUAUAUAAUGGUUAAUAGAUCAUUGUUGAAGAUGUAUAUAUAUUUAUCAUUCUAUAGUUGUUGAAAAAUUACCAUCAGACAUUUUGUAUGGAAAAGAAACUGCUGUGGAUAGGUCCGUCAGAUUUACCUGCUCUUCUCAUUAUACGAUAAAAAUGCUUUUAUAGGAUGUUGAAAGGCCACAAUAUUCUGCCUACAACAUACAUGUUCACAUUGAAAAAAAAAUGAUAUUGAACUUGAAUCUUAAAUCAUACCAUGUUCAUAAAGAAAGAAAAACAAUUUUGAGGGAUUUUUAAAUGUUUGUUGUAAGAUGGUAUUCAGUAUUCAGGCCAGUUAUGUGUAGUAGUGUGAAUAAUUUUGCACUCAGUGUAAAUUUAUUACAAAGAGCAUGUUUAAUUGAUACACCACCUGGUAAUGCUAGGAUUAGUGGAUACAUUAUGUUGCAUUGUUGAUUGAUUUUUCUGUUUUACAAAUCUACUCUGUUUUAUGAUUCAUCAAAUCUGUGCAACCACUGUGAUGUAUCAUCUUAAAUAAGUUGGCAAUAUAUGUCAUUUUCUUUUGUAGAAAAUAAUAUGCAUAGACUCCAUAUUGUUCAAAUCUUUCUUUCUCUUUGUAAAUUAUAUUCAUUAUCUACCAAUAUGUUUGUAUCAGGACAGUUCCAGAUGAGAGAUUUGUUUUUCUCUGCUCAGAGUUUCUAAAUGUCAACCAUUGUCUGAUAAACAUGAGUACAGAUAAUUCAUACAAAGUAAGAAAAAAACAUUUUACUUAGCAUCUUAAUUUAAUUUUCUUUUUUUUUUUUGAAUAGUAAAUUGUUUUGAAUGGCUAUUGGCUAUUGAAAGAAAAAUAACUAUGUAGAAAAAUUAUAUGUGAAAUCAGUUUAUGUCUGUAUACAUCAAAUUUACCUUGCUUUAGGAUUUUAAUGAAGAAAACUAACAAUAUCAGGGCUAGAUUUCAUGUGCAGAGCAUGCACAGGGCAUUUAAUGACUACCUCGUUUAUAAAGUUCACUCUUUUUGUCAGACAUGUGAAAUCAGAAACUUAGAAAUUAUAGUGCUGAAUAAAAAAUUGAUGAAGAUUGAAUUCCAAAUGGAACUUAUCCUGCAAUCAAAAGAUUGGUAGCUAUAUAACUGCAUCUUGUCAGACCAAAUCAAUGAAGAAUAUAAUAUAGUUUGUCUCAAAACUUGAACAACGUAUUGUAUAAUAUAUGAUACAUUAUAUAUUUGAAAAGUAAAAAAAAAAUGAUAUGCAAAACGUA
Molecule: messenger RNA, 6343 nt
Organism: Saccostrea echinata
Lineage: Eukaryota; Metazoa; Mollusca; Bivalvia; Ostreida; Ostreidae
Product: mitogen-activated protein kinase kinase kinase 11-like
Exons: 8
Coding region: 312-3320 (1002 amino acids)
Biological process (GO): protein phosphorylation
Molecular function (GO): JUN kinase kinase kinase activity; protein binding; ATP binding
Source: RefSeq, a predicted model, not a curated record